Molecule: messenger RNA, 1152 nt
Organism: Saccoglossus kowalevskii
Lineage: Eukaryota; Metazoa; Hemichordata; Enteropneusta; Harrimaniidae
Product: histamine H2 receptor pseudogene
Source: RefSeq, a predicted model, not a curated record
AUGGAGACAGAGUUCAGGCAGGGACGGUUCGCUAAUCUGAUAGGCAAUAUGUCUAGUAACACUACGAAUGACACAGUGACAGCGGACGACCCAUAUUCGAAUCUUUGGGGUAAACGAUCUGAGCAUGUUCUGGCUGUUAUAGGGUUUCUCUUAAUCGUUAUUAUUAUAGGAACUAUAUUCGGAAAUGCACUUGUGAUUCUCUCGCCACUGAAGAAUCGUCGACUCCAAACGGUCAGUAACUAUUAUAUAAUAUCGCUAGCGGUGGCGGACCUUCUAGUGGGAAUCGCAGUGUUGCCGUUCAGCGCCAUUUAUGAACUGCGCCGCGUCUGGGAUUUUGGUCCAUUUUUUUGCAACAUAUACGUAUCGUGUGAUGUUAUGUUCUGCACUGCGUCCAUGCUGAGUUUGUUCGCUAUCAGUAUUGAUAGAUACAUGGCAAUUACAGACCCAAUGACAUAUCAUGUCAAGAUGACAUCCGGAAGAGCUUUAACUUUUAUUGGAGUAGUGUGGUUGGUUUCCUUUCUCAUCUCGUUCGUACCUUUACAUCUGGGAUGGAACACGGAAGACGGCAACGUUCAGAACUACGCAACGCCGACUCAGUGUGCUUUCGAACACAAUCCUACAUACAGCUUGGUCGACGGGAUAGUCUUAUUUUUUAUUCCACUUAUUGUCAUGUGUGUGACUUACCUAAGGGUACUGAUGAUCGCCAGGCAACAAGCACGCAAGAUAAAUGCGGGAGCUAUUACCCAAAGACGAGAGUCGGUUAUCCUGAAGAGCAAAUCAGCUGUGGAUGAGCACAAAGCUACGAAAAUAUUAGCAGUUGUUAUGGGCUGUUUUGUGAUAUGUUGGGUACCUUACUUUCUCGCUUUCACCUUCUGUCCCUUGGGUAAAUGUAACGUCUCUUACGACGCCUUUGCACUAUUAUUGUGGUUGGGUUAUGUAAACAGUACAAUCAACCCAAUCCUAUACGCACUUCUUAACCGGGAAUUCCGUAAAGCUUUCCGCCGUCUAACGUGCUGUUGUCGGAAAGAACAGAGGGAACGCCCGUCGUGGGCAUCGGCCUCCGACUCUAGCGAGAACACGAGAAAGCGAAAUCCGACAAGCACCGGCCCAAGCGUUAUUGAUGGUACCAUUUCUAUGACCGACCGCGCAUAA